GCUCGAUUAAUUCAACCUCCCUCCUCCUCCUCUCCCUCUCUCGCUCUCUCUCUCUCUCUCUCUCUCUGUUUUUUUUUAAGUUUGCCUAUACAAAGAGAGUCUAGUACAAAACGAGCACCCUCAAGAAAGCACAAUCCAGAUUCCCUGAUUGUGAUUUUGCUUUCCCUCCAAACAAUAUUUUCCCAAAUCUAUUGAACUCCCUUCACAGAGACCCUCAAGGAUUCAAUUGAAUCCCCAAAUCCGCGGGAUAGGGAUUUGAUCCACACAUUUACAGAUGUAAUUGAUUCCAAGCCUGGGAUUGGAUUGAUGCCUUUCGUUUCAUGUAAGUAAGUUCAUUAUGAGCGAGGGUAAUUCUACCGAUGGGUUUCCCAAAACCCGUACUGUUUUGGGUGAUGUAACCAAUAGAUUAGGGAAAAGGGGAUUAUUGCAGAUUUCGGGCAAUUCAGGAAGUAAAUCCGGGGAGGGACGUGGAAAGCGUGUUGAUGACAAAGAGGGAGAUUCACAGUUUACGCAGAAGGUCAUCAAGGGAGUUGAAAACAUUGUCAAAGAGAAAUGCGGGAUCAAAUUUGUUGUAAACAACGUUGAAAAAGGUAAGAGGGUUUGCGUUUCGCCACGUCCUUGCAGUGAGAUUAAUUCACUCCGGGGUAAUGUGAUUUCUGGCAUCUCAAAAGUGUCAAGUGAACUUAAGGAGUCGAGUUCAUUUAGUGACAGCCUUCAUCUUGGUAGAACCGAUUCUGUCGUUGAAAAUGUUGUGCAAGUUGCUGAUGCCUCAAGAGGCAGCUGUGUUUCUAGCAUUUUGCUGCCUAUGGCUUCUGAACCAUGUGCUUUUGCUGAAGAAAUUUGCGAAAAACAUGAAGGAAGUGUCACUCCAGAAGUUGUGGAAGGAAGUGUCACUCCGGAAGUUGUGCAAAUUGAUCAGAGAGGAGAUAAAUUAGUGGCUCAUUGCAAAGAUAUUGGUGCUGAUAAUUUUGAACUAGAGAAAUGCGUAGGACAAAACGUAAUUGGAAGCUCAAGAUUGCCCGAGUCACUGGGUCCUGGAUCUUAUAAACUAGAGAGAUGCAUUGGACUUAAGGGAAAUGGAAGCUCCAACUCAAGUGCAGGUGUUGACUUGAUCAAAGAAUGCUCCUGCUCUUUCUGUGUGAAAGCUGGCUAUAUUUUGUCAGACCUUCACUACCAGGAUAUCAAGGGUCGAAUAGCUGCACUAAAGAAGAGUCAGAAAGAAGCAAGCAUUUUGGCUCAAAGAUAUUGCAGGGAUAAGGGCCUAGAUAAACAUAAUCAAGAGAAUUGCCUCAAGUCUUCAAGGUUAGAAUCUGAUCUCAUGGGUCAGUGGAGGUCACUGUUUCUUCAUAUGGAGGAUAUACUAGGCCAUGAAGGCAGCCAACUCGAAGCCGGUUUGCUCACCCUAAUAGAUGUGAGAGAGAGUUGCAAGACAGAACUGGAGACGAUGAAUGGGAUGCCUUCCGAGAAGCAAUAGUCACUUCUGAGACUUGAGCUUGUAUGAUUGUUUUCUCAGUUUAACGUCUAGUAGUUUGUAUGUGCGCUUGUUAUACCGUAUUUAUGUAAGGAAAUAUCCUGAAGUUCAUACCUUGUGUUUUUUUUUUUUUUCACGGCAUACCUUGUCAUUGAAUGUGUAAGAUACCUGCAGCAUUUUGUAUCACUUGAUGUUGCCGUUGCUGUUGUUGCUGAUGCCAGACGAUGUUUGUGUCCUUGGAAUAAACUGAUGUAUUCGUUAUGUUGAUUUCUUACUCUUUGCUUCA
Rhododendron vialii is the source of this 1757-nucleotide messenger RNA. RefSeq lists its product as uncharacterized. The transcript has 5 exons. Lineage: Eukaryota; Viridiplantae; Streptophyta; Magnoliopsida; Ericales; Ericaceae. The coding region runs from base 338 to 1474 and encodes 378 amino acids. The record is from RefSeq and is a predicted model, not a curated record.